Molecule: messenger RNA, 1788 nt
Organism: Naegleria lovaniensis
Lineage: Eukaryota; Heterolobosea; Eutetramitea; Acrasida; Naegleriidae
Exons: 1
Coding region: 1-1788 (595 amino acids)
Source: RefSeq, a predicted model, not a curated record
AUGUUUCUUCGUCUGGGUAGGAAUUUUUCUCCGAACGGUGUGUUGCCUCACAGUGAUGAUGAAAAUUCAAACCAAGAAAUCAUUCCUGAAAAUGAAACCACAGAUCCAAACAUUCCCACUCUCUUUCUUGCUUCUGACACGAUCGAAAGUAUUGCCGAAUUUUUGGAUGAACAAGAUCGUGAAAUGGCCCAACAUGUAUGCAUGUGCUUUCAGGAGGCAUGUCGUACAGUAGCACGAAGAGAGUUUCAAUACAUGUGGCAUGAUGAGAAUUUGUGUUUACGCAAACCACUUUCUGAGCCUCCAGUGGAUGAAGAAUUCAUUGUGAAACGAGAAAUGGAAUUUAAAACAAAAUUUCCACUUUGUUUGAGGGAAUUUCUGAAAAUUACAAAUGGAAGACCUGCUUGGAGUGAUGAAGUCGAUCAUGUCAGUAACAUGUUGAAUCGUGUGGAAUUGUGGAAAUAUAAUCAUGCUCGAACAGUGAUCCUUCUGGGAAUGUCCACUCAAAAUUCAAUGUCGUUGACUUUGGAUCCCAAGCAUAGCAUUAUUCGAUUGAAUCAUCAAAAAAUUAAUUUCAAACAUUAUGUAACCAUGCAAAAUCGUACUUUCAAUCACACUUUAUACGAUGCUGAGAAAUUUAAAUCGAAAAAGUAUUUUCCUUAUCACAUUCAAAGAUCUGUGUACAGCAUCCUUCCAUCCAUCUUCACAUCCCAACGAUGGUUUACCUUACAUUGUGUACAACGAGAUGGAUUAUGUUUGCAAUAUGCAGACAUGGAGUUUAAGAAAGAUCCUCAGAUUGUAAAGGAAGCUUAUCGUCAAAAUCCAAAGUCGUUCAAAUUUUGCUCUGAUGAAUUACAAAAUCAAAAUACUGAGCUAGUGAUGGAACUGUUCCAAAUAGACCCCGAGUGUCUGCUGACCUACUUAACCAAAACUCACGAAUUAUUUCACAGGAAGGAAUUUAUGCUACAGGCUGUUCAAAUCGGUGGUCAAUUUCUCAGAAAGGCCUCCUCUGAUCUCAAAAACGAUCGAGAACUAGUCCUGAAAGCAAUCGAGAACUACCCCGAUUCCAUUUCGUAUGCGUCUUUAGAAUUGAAAAAUGAUUUUGAAAUUGUCAUGAAAGCUCUGAAUGGUAAUGUGCGUACUUACCAACACAUCAGUGGAAGUUUAAAGUUGAAUGAACAAACCUUGACCUUGGUAUUGGAACGAAAUGGUCGCCUCUUACGAGACUUACCUGAAGAGCUACAACAAGAUGAACAGUUACAACUCUUGGCUGUGAAAACAGAUCCUUUCAGUCUAACCAAAUUUAAAUUCAAACCUCCUGAGAGUCAAUAUCGUGAAUUUGCAUUACAAGCUGUGAAAAGCAAUGGCUGGUGUAUGCAUUACCUUCCUAGAUGUUUUGCACAGGAUCGUGAAAUUGUGACAGCACUCAUCCAGAGCUCAGCAUUUGGAUCGAAUCACGGUCUGUUUCGAAUCGCCAAUGACCAAUUACGAAAUGAUAAGGAACUGGUCAAAUUAGCCAUUCAGCAUAAUCCCAUGGCUUUACAGUAUGCAUCUGAAGCAUUGCGUGAAGAUCUUGAUAUAGUGCUCUUGGCCAUCCGAAGAAAUGGAAAGGCCCUUUCAUAUGCCUCGAAAAAGUUGCAAUGUAAACAAUAUGUGGCCAUGCAACGAAAUGCAGAUGUGGUGAAUCGUGAACCCAAUUCGUUAUCCUCGUAUGAAGAAGAAAAAGCUUCCAUUCCAUUGAAGAAUCGUAUGAAGAAUACCUCAAAAAAGGCAUUAAGGAGAAAAAAGUGA